Syngnathoides biaculeatus (alligator pipefish) is the source of this 672-nucleotide messenger RNA. Its product is annotated as transcription factor Sox-14. The coding region runs from base 1 to 672 and encodes 223 amino acids. The transcript has a single exon. Gene Ontology annotation, biological process: cell differentiation; anatomical structure morphogenesis; regulation of DNA-templated transcription. Gene Ontology annotation, molecular function: RNA polymerase II cis-regulatory region sequence-specific DNA binding; DNA-binding transcription factor activity, RNA polymerase II-specific. NCBI's taxonomy places the organism in Eukaryota, Metazoa, Chordata, Actinopteri, Syngnathiformes, Syngnathidae. The record is from RefSeq and is a predicted model, not a curated record.
AUGAAUGCGUGGUCGGAUUUGGAAAUGCCUAAACCUUUAGACCACAUCAAGAGACCCAUGAACGCGUUCAUGGUGUGGUCCAGGGGCCAGAGGCGCAAGAUGGCCCAAGACAACCCAAAGAUGCACAAUUCGGAAAUUAGCAAGCGACUGGGCGCCGAGUGGAAAAAGCUCUCCGACUCCGAGAAGCGACCUUACAUCGACGAGGCCAAGAGACUCCGGGCUCAACAUAUGCGAGAACACCCGGACUACAAGUACAGACCCCGGCGUAAACCCAAAAGUCUCCCCCAGACGGAGCGCCUCCUUUUCUCGCAUGUGGAGCCCUUGAAGGGAUUCGCCGUGGACUCAUCCUUUCUCAUCCACGGGAAUAAAACCCCGACACUGCUGGCGCCUUCCCCGGUGAGGCAUCUCCAUCGGAUGGCCGACUUCCAACCGCCUCUGAGCGGCUACAGCGCGCCCACCCUCGGGUACCACCCCGGGGCGGUGGUCGGGGGCGGGUUGGCCUGCCUUGGACAGCACACCCACGCGACGCCCGGUAGCCCAUACGUGGUGCCGUGUAACUGUGGGGCGUGGUCGGCGGCCGGAGUGCAGCCGCAGGUGGCUUACAUCCUCCUCCCCGGAGGAAUGGCCAAGAGCGGCUUGGACGCGUACGCAGCACCCGGGGCCAGUGCGUAA